Molecule: messenger RNA, 517 nt
Organism: Kogia breviceps (pygmy sperm whale)
Lineage: Eukaryota; Metazoa; Chordata; Mammalia; Artiodactyla; Physeteridae
Source: RefSeq, a predicted model, not a curated record
ACCACAAGUUCCCAGCUUCCUCAGAAUUAUUCCAUCGAGGUGGAGGCCGCUGUCCACCGCCUGUUCAGCCUGCAUCUGUGGACACUUACCUCUCUCUGAGCUUCUGUUUCGACAGCAGCAAUGGGACUCUGGACAGUGUGGGCCACAUUUGGCGCCAACUGGCUGAGGAGGAGUGCGAGGGCGCCCAGCGCCUCUUGAAAAUGCAAAACCAGUGCUGCGGCCGCGCCCUCUUCCAGGAUGCGCGGAAGCCUUCUCAACAUGAGCGGGGUAGAACCCAGGACGCUGUGGAAGCCGCCAUUCUUAGGGAGAAGAACCUGAACCAGGCACUAUGGGAUCUGCGCGCCCUGGGCUCUGCCCGCGCGGACUCCCACCUCUGUGACUUCCUGGAGAGCCGCUUCCUGGAGGAGCAGGUGAAACUCAUCAAGAAGAUGGGCGACCACCUACCUGACCAAGCUCCGCAGGCUGGCUGGUCCGCAGGUUGUGCUGGGCGAGCAUCUCUUUGAAAGGCUCACCCUCG